This is a messenger RNA of Paraglomus occultum, 423 nucleotides long. The record is from the annotation of a GenBank genome assembly. Lineage: Eukaryota; Fungi; Glomeromycota; Glomeromycetes; Paraglomerales; Paraglomeraceae.
AUGGUAGAUGGCAUGAAACGUGGACCUGCAAGUGUCAUCGCUGGCUACAUCGAUGAAUUAAAGGGUACGUGGUAUUCGAUUUUAUUUAUCGAGCGUCCUCGAGAGCGCUCCUCUACGCAUCGAAAACGGAAGAAUGAGAAUGGAGGGAAUGACGAGUCAUUAUGGAGAGUAUAUUCAGGAGUUUGUGCCGAGCCUAUGAAUCGACCGAAGUCUGUUUUUAUGUGGGGUCCUUCUAGGACUGGGAAGACGAUCUGGGCCCGAUCCCAUGGCCGGCAUAUUUAUUGGAUGGAGAAGAUGGAUCUGGCCACAUGGGAUGACCAGGCACAAUACAUUGCAUUGGAUGAUUUUCCGUGGGAGUUUAUGCCGGGGAAGAAGAGUUUCCCUUUUGGCGGUAGUGCGCGAAACAGUGGGAGUUUACUCUGA